This is a messenger RNA of Mercenaria mercenaria, 528 nucleotides long. RefSeq lists its product as uncharacterized. The coding region runs from base 52 to 372 and encodes 106 amino acids. NCBI's taxonomy places the organism in Eukaryota, Metazoa, Mollusca, Bivalvia, Venerida, Veneridae. The record is from RefSeq and is a predicted model, not a curated record. The transcript has 5 exons.
UAACAUCUGCACAAUACAUUCAGUGGAGUUACUUUUAAGUCGCCAUCAAGAAUGAAGUUACUGCUUGUAGGAGCGAUUGCCGUGCUGAGCGUAGCCUCAUUGGUCUCAGCGAACUAUAUGAUGCCGAUGCAUUAUGGUAAACAAUACGGCGUUGGCGGUUACGGCGGUGGUUUCGGCCGCGGCGGUGGGGGAAGUUUUGGUUUCGGCUCCGGAGGCUCGGGUGGCGGAUUUGGCGGUCUUUUUGAAAUGAUCAUCUUCUUAUUUGUAUUCAUCCUGCUAAUCCAAAUCCUGUUUGGCGGUGGAGGACUCGGUGGAGGACUUGGUGGUGGACGCGUCGGGGGCGGCGGUGGAGGCGGUGGGGCCGACUAUUAAAUUCUAAAACGCUUGCAGAAUCCAGAUUAGAUAACUACGAACGAAUACCGACAAUCGAGACUGCUGGACAACGUGAAUACUGACAAUCGUUUUGACGUCUGUUGUUUCCUACUGUUGCCAUUUUCAUUUAAUAAAUAUUAACCGUAGCAACUACAA